AUGACUAUUUUAGCCAGUAGUUCUAAUCGUAUUGCCAGCAUUUGCAGACAAGAAUAUCGAUCAACACAACAAGAACGAUCAGAGCAACAGCUUACAAUGAAUGCACUGGAGUUCCAAUUAGGAUUACAGUGGUGUAGCUCGAUAGCUUGGGAAUUCUCACAUUGUAUGGGAAGUGAUGAUGUGAUUCGAUUUUGGGGCAAUCGAUAUACCCCAAACGCCAAAGAUGUCGCCGAAUUAUUGCAAUAUCUGCGCUCACAUCCCGUUUCCGGAUCGAGAGGAUUGGGUCAAAUAUUUGUACUUUUGCGUGCACAUCUUGCGAUAAUUGUCAUUGAAACAUGGCAAAAGCUACAUGGAGAAGCGCCGUUUGUACAUAGCAGAGUGCGUAGAACUCCCGAAAGAUCUAUCAAGGAACGUCAUGCCAUUCUAGGAAAAAUCUUGAAAGAUUAUGAAGAAAAGUGCGAGCAAUCAAAAGCCUUGCGCUAUACUUGGUUAGAACACCAUCAAGAACCCGAAGCGCAAUUGAUAUUGAAUUGGCUUGAUCUGGAAGGAUUGUCAUUUUUUCUUAUGAUUUCUGGUAGAGCGUUAUACUAUGCCCUUCAAGAAGAUGAAAAUGCGGAUGAAGCUUUACAGUUUACGCCCGAUUUCCUCUACAGAAUGAUUACCGGAAAAGCAUCAAACGACCUAAUUCGUGAAUUUGUUUUUUAUCAUGGUGAUAAUCGAAUCGAUACAGGAGAAUCAGUCUUAAUGGUUGCUUCUUCUCUUACUUCUUUACAAUCUUCACUUCAACGGGAUCUAGUAGUUCCUACUUUAGUAACUUGUGGAUAUAUAAUGGAAGCAUGUAUGUUGGGCAUGGAGGCGCAUGGAACAAGUGCAAGAUAUUGGCAAGCAUUGCCACGAAGAAGUACGUCUUGGCAAAUUGGAAUCAAAGGAACGAUAAAGAUGUUACAUCGAAUACAAGAUGUACCCGAGGAACAUGGAGGAAUCACCACCACUAUUUCACGAAUUUUAGCUGGGAUGGCAGAAGGUAUUUGA
This is a messenger RNA of Meira miltonrushii, 1032 nucleotides long. RefSeq lists its product as uncharacterized. The transcript has a single exon. The coding region runs from base 1 to 1032 and encodes 343 amino acids. NCBI's taxonomy places the organism in Eukaryota, Fungi, Basidiomycota, Exobasidiomycetes, Exobasidiales, Brachybasidiaceae. The record is from RefSeq and is a predicted model, not a curated record.